Cylindrotheca closterium is the source of this 297-nucleotide messenger RNA. Lineage: Eukaryota; Bacillariophyta; Bacillariophyceae; Bacillariales; Bacillariaceae. The record is from the annotation of a GenBank genome assembly.
AUGAAGCCUUCCAAAACUGAUAUCCCCAAUGGUAACUACUCUAACAAUACCGACACUCCCCGUCCAUCACCCAUAUGGCAGCAGUUGUCCCUCGACCACUCACACAAUCUCGCAGCCAAUCAGCCAUUAAUUUGGGGGGCAUCAACAGAUGAUCAUCAUGAUGAAGCUGCCAAUUGGCAUCAGCAAAGUCUGAGCUUCCCAACUCCCCCUGCAUUUCUUUCGCCUACGGGAUUAUCCAGAGGUCAUGGUGAUACCGAGGCUUUCUAUGCUGAACAGCAAAGGAAACGGUUGAUAUAA